This is a messenger RNA of Chanos chanos (milkfish), 1227 nucleotides long. It is a transcript of the gene ccne1, whose product is annotated as cyclin E1. NCBI's taxonomy places the organism in Eukaryota, Metazoa, Chordata, Actinopteri, Gonorynchiformes, Chanidae. The coding region runs from base 1 to 1227 and encodes 408 amino acids. The transcript has 11 exons. The record is from RefSeq and is a predicted model, not a curated record.
AUGCCAAGAAAAGGACUAAAGCCAGAACUAAAUAUUCCGGCCAAUGAAGUUCCCAAAGAAAGCACAGCGCGGUCCAGGAAAAGAAAAGCAGAUGUUGCUAUUCACCUGCAAGAUCCAGACGAGGAAGUCACAGAGAUGACAAGAAAGAGACAAUGUGCAUCUCAGGCGUGCUGGAAUCCAGACACAGGUUACACAAGCCCAUGCAGGCGGAUCCCUACGCCUGAUGAAGUCGAGGAACCAGUUAUCAUAAGUGACGUUGGAUUCUCCACGUUUACCUCAAUCAUUUAUGCCACCCCAACUAGAUCCUCCCCUCUCCCAACCUUGUGUUGGGCAAGUAAGGAUGAUGUGUGGAACAACUUGCUUAAGAAGGACAAAGCUUAUCAUCGAAAUACUCGUGUCAUGGAACGACACCCAAACUUACAGCCGAAAAUGAGAGCCAUUCUCCUGGAUUGGCUUGUGGAGGUAUGUGAGGUUUAUAAGCUGCACAGAGAAACAUUCUACCUGGCCCAAGAUUACUUUGACCGCUUCAUGGCCACACAACAGAAUGUCGUUAAAACAACGUUGCAGUUAAUUGGCAUUUCUGCACUUUUUGUGGCUGCCAAAAUGGAGGAAAUCUACCCUCCUAAAGUGCACCAGUUUGCCUACGUAACGGACGGUGCCUGCAAUGAGGAUGAGAUUCUCAGUAUGGAGAUAAUAAUUAUGAAGGAGCUGAACUGGAGUUUAAGUCCUCUGACCCCUGUCUCCUGGCUGAAUAUCUAUAUGCAGGUGGCCUACCUUAGGGAAUGCAAUGAGGUUCUCAUUCCCCAGUAUCCACAAACCACAUUUGUCCAGAUCACAGAGCUGUUGGAUCUGUGCAUCUUGGAUAUUAAAAGUCUGGAGUUCUCCUACAGUCUGCUGGCAGCCUCUGCUCUGUUUCACUUCUCUUCACUGGAGCUGGUGAUGAAAGUCUCAGGGCUUAAAUGGGAUGAUUUGGAGGAGUGUGUGAGGUGGAUGGUGCCAUUUGCCAUGUCUAUCAGGGAAGCAGGAGGUUCAUCUCUCAAGGCCUUUAAGGGAAUCCCAGCUGAGAGUGCCCACAAUAUCCAAACCCAUGCACCCUACCUGGACUGGCUGAGGAGAGUUUAUUCCUAUCAGCUGGUAGAUGUGGAACAAAGCCAAAGGUCUCCAGUUCCUUCAGGGGUGCUUACGCCACCACCUAGCAGUGAGAAACCAGAGGCCAGCAUUUCCUAA